This is a messenger RNA of Diaporthe batatas, 695 nucleotides long. RefSeq lists its product as uncharacterized. NCBI's taxonomy places the organism in Eukaryota, Fungi, Ascomycota, Sordariomycetes, Diaporthales, Diaporthaceae. The record is from RefSeq and is a predicted model, not a curated record. The coding region runs from base 79 to 597 and encodes 172 amino acids. The transcript is spliced from 2 exons.
CUCACAUCAAUAUUGAAAAUUUGCUUUACUGGCUUGUCUCUUUCGAUCAGCAGCCCGAGAGCCGCUUGCAGUCUCAAGAUGCUUUCCAAAUCUCUAAUUUCCCUGUCCAGCCUCCUGGCUUUGGCAUCAGCCAUUACCAUCACCGAACCCAAGCAGGGCGCCAGACUCGACUUCAGCGGCAGCAACACCAUCUCGUGGACCUCUGUGGACACCGACCCCGUCUCCUUCGAGAUCGUCCUCGUGUCCCCCAACAACUCCACCAUUUCCGAGUCAGUCGUGGCCAACUCCGUCAACACCACGGAGAACAAGUACAGCUUCUCCAACUUUGUCACUCCAGUGGGCGACAACUACCAGAUCAACUUCAUCGGCAAUACGGGCACCAACAGAGGCAUCAUCAGCCAGUCCCAGACUUUCGCCGUGACCAGGUCCGGUGUCGCUUCGUCUUCUACAUCCUCGGCUGGCUCGACUGCUACUGCUACGAGCACAGGGUCAUCGGCCAGUGCUACUGCCUCUUCUGACACGAGCGGUGCAAGCCCCCUCGGUGUGAGCUUUGGGAUUGCUGGGCCUGUUGUUGCAGCCCUUGCCAUGCUGCUCUAGACACAUUCACUAUUUUUGGGCCCUUGGCCAUGAACCUUAGAGAUAGACUUUUCAAUGUACUAGAGAUAGCUGCGAUUUAACACAUAGAUUGUUUGUUU